This is a messenger RNA of Poecilia reticulata (guppy), 1825 nucleotides long. The record is from RefSeq and is a predicted model, not a curated record. Lineage: Eukaryota; Metazoa; Chordata; Actinopteri; Cyprinodontiformes; Poeciliidae.
AGUUCGCGCCCUUAGUUACCAAUUCUUCCCAUGAUGCAUCGCUUCAAGGAGAGCUUUAAGAUAUUUAGUUAACGCUAAAUAACAUUCUAUAACAAAAUAAUAUUCUUUUGAAAGGAAGUAAGUAUUUUUUAUCUCCUUUCUAUACUCUGUUUUUAAUCACAUAUCCGGAAAACUGAUCACACUAACGUGUUUCAACCCCGUUAGCGGUAGAUACUGACAGCAGCUAACGUUAGCUUCUCAGUUUAUGAGCUUUGUUCUUUCAGCUGCGGACUGCAAACAUGUAUAUUUAAAAAAAAAAAGGUAUAUGGAAGCAAACACAACCCGAAGUCUUAAGUUUGCACAUUAAUAACGAUGGAGAAAGAACAACAGAGCUUCAUAAUCUUUAAUGCUUCUAAAAGAGAGCUGUUUGGCAUCAACAAUGGCUACAAGUACAUGCAGAAGAGACUCAGAGCGCAGUGGAAGAUCCAGAGUAUAAAGGAAGAACUGUCUGUAGAGAAGCUGAAGGGUGUGAAGCUGUGGAUAACUGCCGGCCCAAGGGAGAAGUUCACAGCAUCAGAGCUGGAGGUGCUGAAGCACUACCUGGAUGGAGGAGGAAACAUGCUGGUCAUGCUUGGAGAGGGAGGAGAAAUGAAAUAUGACACAAACAUCAAUUUCCUCCUGGAGGAGUUUGGAAUAAUGGUCAACAGUGAUGCUGUAGUUCGGAAUGUGUACUACAAAUACUUUCACCCCAAGGAGGCCCUGGUGUCCAACGGCGUGUUGAACAGAGAAAUCAGUCGAGCUGCCGGCAAAGUGGUAACCGGGGUGAUCGAGGAUGAAGCUAUUGGAAACAACACACAGGCUCUGACAUUUGUGUACCCUUUUGGAGCCACACUGAGCGUGAUUAAACCUGCUGUGGCUGUUCUGUCAACCGGCUCCGUCUGCUUCCCGCUCAACAGGCCUGUCCUGGCCUUCUACCACGGAAAGGAGUCUGGCAAACUGGCCGUUUUGGGUUCCUGCCACAUGUUCUGUGAUCAGUACACAGACAGGGAAGAGAACAGUAAAAUAAUGGACGUUGUGCUUCAGUGGCUCAUGUCAGAAAACAUUCAGCUGAAUCAGAUCGAUGCAGAGGAUCCCGAGAUUACAGACUACACAAUGCUGCCAGACACGGGCCGCUUAUCGGAACAGCUGCGAGUGUGUUUACAGGAGGGAGACGAGAACCCGCGGGACUUCACCUCCCUCUUUGAUAUGUCUUUGUUCAAUUUGUCGCCCCACAGUUUACCAGAAGUCAUAAGUUCCUUUAAGCAGCUCAAUGUGAAACACGAGCCGCUUCAGCUCAUCACUCCACAGUUUGAGACGCCGCUGCCUCAGCUUCAGCCUGCUGUCUUUCCACCUGCGUUAAGUGAGUUGCCUCCUCCCAUGCUGGACCUGUUUGAUCUCGAUGAAACGUUCUCCUCUGAGAAAGUACGACUCGCCCAACUUACCAAUAAAUGCACAGAUGAUGACCUUGAGUUUUAUGUACGCAAAUGUGGUGAAAUUCUGGGUGUGACACCGAAGCUGGAUAAAGAGCACAGGGACGCCAAGCACAUCCUGGAACACAUUUUCUUCCAGGUGGUAGAAUUCAAGAAACUUAACCAGGAACAUGACUUCGACCCAGAGACCCAAUUCACUCCACUCUGAUCAGAACCACAAUCACGUCAAGACUUUUUCCUCAUGGUUUCAAUAUAAAAACUACAUGGAGACCAAGACUGUAAACAAAUGUUAUUUCACACUGCAUUUUAUUUAAUGGAAACAAAUGUGUUUACUUUAUUAGACUACACUUUAUAAAAAUUCUGUAAUUUGACCCUGA